Aspergillus mulundensis is the source of this 720-nucleotide messenger RNA. RefSeq lists its product as uncharacterized. The transcript has a single exon. NCBI's taxonomy places the organism in Eukaryota, Fungi, Ascomycota, Eurotiomycetes, Eurotiales, Aspergillaceae. The record is from RefSeq and is a predicted model, not a curated record. Bases 1 to 720 code for a protein of 239 amino acids.
AUGGCAUUGCUGCAGGGAAACCCGUUCCCUCUCCCUGUUUUCGCAGCAACCUUCUCGCAAGGAGCACGCUAUGCCCAAAGUGGACAGACUCAGUCUACCCCGGCCAACAACUCCUAUGGUCUGAAGAUAUACGGUGGUGUUGUUGCAAGUUGGGGGAUACAUGCUGCGCUGGUUGCUGAUAGCGACACAGCCGAAUAUCGCAAAUUCGGUGCCGACAGAUUCAAAAUGGCUGCGCAGGAACUUCUUUUCCCAUCGGACGGCAGCGAAGCUCACAAAUACAACGGUACCCUGACUCUGGUGAGGUAUGACGGCAAACACUGUAUGGAACACGAGAUUGUCAUAGAACACGAAGAACAUGUGUAUGUGCUGGCAACAUUGGUGUCGAACCUUGAGAAAGGUUUCAAGAUCUCACCACUUUCUGUCCCCCUUGAUGGCUCCUUCAGAAUAGUCCGUUUCGGACCGAUGCCAUCUCAACAGGUAAUGCAGCUGCUAUCUGCCGCCUAUCAAGAUGGACGGCACGUUCAAGACGGCAAUGUCAUGUAUUCCGAGAUCCAAGGGUUCCGUCUCGACUUUCAUGAGGUCAAUGAAAAGUGGCGGCGCGUGUGCAUCGACGGUCGGGUGGUCGUUGUCGAGGAAAAUGGCUGGAUGAAUGUGCACAAAGAGAGGAGGUCCCUAGUGAACAUCCUUUUGCCAAAACUCCUCCCCCAUAAUAAGGACUAG